AUGGCGUUCGUCAAAGCAAUAAAGAACAAAGCCUACUUUAAGCGCUUUCAGGUCAAGUACCGCCGGCGCAGGGAGGGGAAGACGGACUAUGCCGCGCGGAGGCGUUUGACUCUUCAGGAUAAGAAUAAGUACAAUGCGCCGAAGUACCGCUUUGUUGUGCGCGUGACUAACACACGCGUGCUCUGCCAGGUGAUGUACGCCACCAUGCAAGGGGACCGGCUUGUAUGUAGCGCAGACUCUAAGGAGCUUACUCGCUACGGAAUUAAGGUUGGGCUAACCAACUACUCGGCAGCCUAUGCAACCGGCUUGCUCCUUGCUCGGAGACUUUUGAAGCAGAAGGGAUUGGCUGACGAGUUUGUGGGUGUUGAAAAACCCACUGGCGAGGAGUACCACGUUGAGGAGGUGUCUGAGGAGCGCCGUCCAUUUAAAUGCGUGCUGGAUGUGGGGAUAGUCUCAACUACCGUUGGCAAUCGAGUAUUUGGCGCCAUGAAGGGGGCCUGCGAUGGAGGGCUUCACAUCCCGCACAGCAACAAACGGUUCCCCGGCUUCACGAAGGGCGAGGAAGGCGCGGAGGACUCGUACAAUCCCGAGGUUCAUCGUUCGCGUAUAUACGGGCUACAUGUUGCCGAGUAUAUGCGCACUCUCAAGGAGGAGGAUCCUGAAAGGUACCAAUCUCAAUUCUCUGCCUACAUCCGCAAUAAGGUAGACGCAGACAGCAUCGAGAAGAUGUACCAGGAGGCAUUCCAGAAGAUCCGCGCCAACCCUGACCCCGUGAAGAAGGAGGCAAGAGAAGUAAAGAGAGUCCGCCAGGGCGCCAUGAUCAAGACUGCGAAGUCCCAGUACGUACGCAACACCAAGAUCGACAAGGAGACAAGGAAGGAGCGCGUGCUGAAAAAGAUCCAAAUGGUGGCGGAGAAGAUGGCAGAGGACGAGUGA
Eimeria acervulina is the source of this 936-nucleotide messenger RNA. Its product is annotated as ribosomal protein L5, putative. The coding region runs from base 1 to 936 and encodes 311 amino acids. The record is from RefSeq and is a predicted model, not a curated record. Gene Ontology annotation, biological process: ribosomal large subunit assembly; translation. The transcript has 5 exons. Gene Ontology annotation, cellular component: cytosolic large ribosomal subunit; ribosome. Lineage: Eukaryota; Apicomplexa; Conoidasida; Eucoccidiorida; Eimeriidae. Gene Ontology annotation, molecular function: 5S rRNA binding; structural constituent of ribosome.